Messenger RNA from Podarcis muralis (Common wall lizard), 3801 nucleotides. RefSeq names its product contactin 3 (gene CNTN3). NCBI's taxonomy places the organism in Eukaryota, Metazoa, Chordata, Lepidosauria, Squamata, Lacertidae. Gene Ontology annotation, molecular function: cell-cell adhesion mediator activity. The record is from RefSeq and is a predicted model, not a curated record. Gene Ontology annotation, biological process: axon guidance; brain development; cell-cell adhesion. Gene Ontology annotation, cellular component: axon; plasma membrane.
CGCGCCCUCGCGUGCGCGUGUAUGUGGAGGAAUCCGGCGCUGCGCGAGACCCUCCCCUGCUCUUCCCGCGCGCCUGGCUCCGCGCGCCGCCUCCUCCUCCCCUUCUUCUCUCCGCCCCUCGCCCUCUCCUCUCUUUCCCUCCUCGAACAUCGCGGGGCCGGCGAGCGCGGCGCUGUUGUCGCAGCUCCAGAAGAGGCGGCGGGCGCUGCGGGAGGAGCCGCACAGGAUUACUUACCCAGGCUCGCGGCUGCUUCUUGUGGAAGUGCUGGUGGCGCAGGAGGAGGAGGGGGGAAAAAUAAAACCGGAACAGAGCGCGCCGAGGACGACGACGGCAGAUUAAAGGUUCUGUGUGGAAGACUUAAGUGUACUGUUCAUUUGAGGCUGGACAAGAACUUCUAACUUUUGGCAGCUGAAGAUGUUGUUACUAUGGAAACAGAUGUUCCUGCUUUCCUUUGUUGGCUGCCUUGGAGAUCUUGAAAACUUAAAGACAAAAAUGAGAAGCACUGUGUCUGUACGAGAAGGACAAGGGGUUGUUCUGCUGUGUGGGCCAUCAACUCAUUCUGGAGAGCAUUCUUAUGCUUGGAUCUUCAAUGAAUAUCCAUCAUUUGUGCAAGAAGACAGUCGUCGAUUUGUUUCUCAGGAAACUGGGCAUCUCUACAUAGCCAAAGUAGAGCCAUCUGAUGUAGGAAAUUAUACAUGUGUUGUGACAAGUACCGUAACAAAUGCCAAAGUUCUUGGCUCGCCGACACCUUUAGUGCUGCGUACUGAUGGAGUAAUGGGGGAAUACGAACCCAAAAUAGAAGUUCAGUUUCCUGAAUCACUUCCAGCUGCUAAAGGUUCGAUAGUAAAGCUGGAAUGCUUUGCCCUUGGAAACCCAGUACCUCGGAUUAACUGGAGAAGAGCUGAUGGGAUGCCAUUUCCAAGCAAAGUAAUGUUGAGGAAAUCCAAUGGCAUGAUUGAAAUUCCAAAUUUCCAACAAGAAGAUGCUGGUCUCUAUGAGUGCAUUACUGAGAACUCUAGAGGGAAAAAUGUUGCCAGGGGGCGCUUGACAUAUUACGCAAAGCCUCACUGGGUUCAACUCAUAAAAGAUUUUGAAGCUGCGGUGGAGGACAACUUAUACUGGGAAUGCAGAGCGAGUGGCAAACCCAAGCCAUCCUACAGGUGGCUGAGAAAUGGAGAGCCUCUGGCAUUGGAGGGAAGAAUACAAAUCGAAAAUGGGGCUUUGAUCAUAACAAACCUCAACUUGACAGAUUCUGGCAUCUACCAGUGUAUUGCAGAAAACAAACACGGGACAAUAUAUUCCAGCGCUGAUCUCAGAGUUGUAGCCUCUGCUCCUGACUUCUCUAAAAGCCCGAUGAAGAAGCUGAUUCAGCUUUUAAUUGGCAGCACAGCUCAUUUUGACUGCAAGCCGAAAUCUUCCCCUAAAGCGACGACUACUUGGAAAAAGGGAGGUGAGCUGCUCCAAGAAAAUGAAAGAAUUUCACUAUUAAAAGAUGGAGGCCUCCGAAUAGCUAAUGUGAGUAAAUCAGAUGCUGGAAGUUAUACUUGCCUGGCAGAGAACCAGUUUGGAAAAGCUAGUAGUUCAACUAGCUUAUUAGUUACAGAACCAACGCGGAUAACCCUGGCACCUUCAAACAUGGAUGUUUCAGUAGGGGAAAGUGUUAUCUUGCCCUGUCAAGUUCAGCACGAUCCACUGCUGGACAUUAGUUUUACAUGGUAUUUUAACAGCGCAUUGACUGACUUCAGAAAAGAUGCAUCUCAUUUUGAGAGAGUAGGUGGGAGUGCAUCGGGAGACUUGAUGAUUAGGAAUAUCCAAUUGAAACACAGUGGAAAAUACGUGUGCAUGGUGAAGACAGAAGUGGAUAGUGUGUCAUCUGCAGCAGAUCUCAUAGUUCGAGGCUCACCUGGACCACCGGAACGUGUAAAAGUGGAUGAAAUAACAGCUACCACAGCCCGGCUUACUUGGCAUGAGGGCUUAGAUAAUCACAGCCCAAUCGCUAGUUAUACAAUACAGGCCAGGACACCCUUUUCAGUGGGAUGGCAAAGAGUCACAACAGUUCCUGAUGUCAUUGAUGGGAAGACGUUCACAGCCACCGCAGUAGACUUAAACCCUUGGGUUGAAUAUGAAUUCCGUAUAGUUGCCAGUAACAAAAUUGGAGGUGGAGAACCUAGUUUACCCUCAGAAAAAGUAAGAACUGAAGAGGCAGUGCCUGAGGUACCACCAUCUGAAGUGAGUGGAGGAGGCGGCAGCAGGUCUGAACUGGUCAUCACAUGGGAUCCCGUUCCUGAAGAAUUACAAAAUGGUGAAGGAUUUGGCUAUGUCGUAGCUUUCCGACCUCUUGGAGUUACAACCUGGAUACAGACAGUUGUCACAUCACCUGACACACCCAGAUACGUCUUCAGAAACGAAAGCAUCUUGCCCUUUUCGCCAUAUGAAGUCAAGGUUGGUGUGUAUAAUAAUAAAGGAGAAGGACCAUUUAGCCCCGUGACCACAGUGUAUUCUGCUGAAGAAGAACCCACCAUAGCACCUUCUGGUGUAUCUGCAAACAGCCUCUCAUCUUCUGUAAUUGAAGUCUCCUGGGUUUCCAUUCCUUGGAAAAUGAGUAGUGGAAGAUUGCUGGGCUAUGAGGUGAGGUACUGGAAUAACGGUGGAAAAGAACAGUCUUCCAACAGAAUAAAAGCCAUUGGAAAUGAGACAUCAGUAAGAAUAACAGACCUGAUGAGCAACCUUGUGUACUAUACAGCUGUUCGAGCAUACAACAGUGCAGGAGCAGGUCCUUUCAGUGCCACUGUCAAUGCUACCACAAAAAAAACACCACCCAGCCAGCCUCCAGGAAACGUUGUGUGGAACGUUACUGACUCCAGGGUCAUGCUGAAUUGGGAGCAGGUGCAUGCAAUGGAAAAUGAGUCAGAAGUCAUUGGUUAUAAGAUUUUAUAUCGGACUAGCAGUCAAAACGAGCUCAGUGUCCUUAUGACAAACAGAACAUCUGCAGAACUUCUGCUCCCUUUAAAUGAUGACUACAUUAUAGAAGUGAAAGCAGUGACUGAUGGUGGAGAUGGCAUUAGCAGCGAACAGAUUAAAAUUCCUAAACUAGCAAGUAUGGAUGCAAGAGGUUCUGGGGCAGCAGUCUUAAAUGGCCUAUCCAGCUGUAUAUCAAUAACACUAUGCUUUAUCUUUAAAGUGGUAUUGUGUUGAUGCAUUUUCACAGAUAGGUGAAGGCCAGGUGAAUAAUUUACUUUAAAAGUGCUUUUUAAAACAACAAUAGCAACAACUACAAAUGGUGGUUAUGCAUGGAUCUGCUACCAUUGAUUUUAAACACUUUCUAUGAAUUUCAUUCAAAAAAUAAAAUAAAGAGCAAACCAUAUACAUAUUAAACAGUUCCUUCUAAAGGAAUAUAAAAUGCCUUAAAAUGUAAUGAACCAAAGGACUUUACACAUUACAUGCUUCGGAAAUGACAAAAAUAAGAGGAUGCACAUUGCAAAACAAAAAAGAUGCGAGAGUUCCAUUUUCCAAGCAACUCGGAAUUAUUUUAAUGUAAAUUGCAACAAAAUCAUACACAUACACACAGAUGGAAGAUAAAACAAAUCCGUAUUUCAGCAGUAUCUGAUGGGAAACUUUGAGUUAUUUUCUAAAGCCUCACAAUGGUGAAUGGUAACUGGAUAACUAUCAUUCUGGUCUUUUGUUUUAUGUCCUUUUUUUCUUACUAAUUAAACACCACAAAUAUCUAAAAAGGUAAAGGUACCCCUGCCCGUACGGGCCAGUCUUGACAGACUCUAGGGUUGUGCGCCCAUCUCACUCUU